Molecule: messenger RNA, 2375 nt
Organism: Mercenaria mercenaria
Lineage: Eukaryota; Metazoa; Mollusca; Bivalvia; Venerida; Veneridae
Product: ubiquitin-fold modifier-conjugating enzyme 1
Exons: 5
Coding region: 20-550 (176 amino acids)
Biological process (GO): protein K69-linked ufmylation
Cellular component (GO): cytoplasm
Molecular function (GO): UFM1 conjugating enzyme activity
Source: RefSeq, a predicted model, not a curated record
UGCACGACGUGUUACAUUUAUGACGCGCGGAAGCAAUAUGGUGGACGAAGCAACGAAACGAAGUCUUGCACAAAUUCCGCUGCUUAAAACAAAGGCAGGACCGCGAGACGGAGAAUUGUGGGUUAAUAGACUGAAAGAGGAAUAUCAGUCUUUAAUAAAGUAUGUUCAGAACAACAAAGAGGCUGAUAACGACUGGUUCCGCCUUGAGUCAAACAAAGAGGGAACCAGAUGGUUUGGCAAGUGCUGGUAUAUUCAUGAACUCCUGAAAUACGAGUUUGAUGUAGAGUUUGAUAUACCUGUGACCUACCCAACGACAGCACCAGAGAUAGCUUUACCAGAAUUAGAUGGUAAAACUGCAAAAAUGUACAGAGGAGGUAAAAUUUGUAUGACUGACCAUUUUAAACCUCUUUGGGCACGAAAUGUUCCAAAGUUUGGAAUAGCUCAUGCAAUGUCAUUAGGGCUUGGACCUUGGUUGGCUGUAGAGAUUCCAGAUUUAGUAGAGAAAGGAAUUAUAACACAUAAAGAGAACUCUGAAGCUGCUGAAAAAUGAUAAAAACUGAAUCAUGUAGUGCAAUUAUUAACUGGUAUAAUAUGGAAAUCUGUUGAGCAGAAUUUUGUGUUCAAAACUGAGGGUUCUUGGGUUUUAAAGGUCUAUUUAAAUGGUUGUUUUACAUAAGCUGUCUACUUUAUAAUUACUGUUUGAGCCACUGAAUCUGUUUUCAUCUUUCAAUUUCUUUUUCAUUUUUUUUUGCAAAUUCCAUUUGUUGUUUAGACAGCAGUAAAGGUUCCAGGGGUGGUAGAGAAAAUGUAUGAAUUUUUAAGAUAUUUUUUAAAAUGUAUUUUCUCUGGGUAAAUUUCUAGGCCAUGAAAAGAUUUGAAAAAAAAUGUUUCAGGAAUUUUACAAGUUUUUUAUGAAAAAUGGUUGUUUUAAUGCUGAAUAAAAUUUGUUAACAAUUCAUCUACAAAUAAAGCCACAACUGACUUUUUAAACUCUCUGGAAUCUAAAGUUGUGUAAGUGUAAAAUUAAAAAAGACCUUGUCAAAAUUGUUUCUUGAUGAUGAAUUCACAACUUAUCAAGAUAUUUGGAACUUUAUAACGUUUCUACUUAUUAAUACAAACAUUAGGAUGUUGUAUUAAAUGAGUGAUUUUGUAUGCCCUUGACUGAUGAUAAAUGUAUAUAGAUUGAAAAAAUGUUAUUAAAGGUGACUGGGUUUGUCUUAGUGACCUUCGUGUGACACUUGUGAUUGAGAGAUUGCUGGUACAUGUAAUUACUGGGGAAGUUCUGUGAUAUGAGAAGUGUUAUUGUUUUGAUGAACUUUGAUUUGCUAAUAUUGUUUACUUGGAGACUUUGGUAGAUAGUGACAUGUUGGGUAUUAUUUCAUUCAAGUUAAUUUUAAAUGUAAAACAUGCGUUAGUUUAUUGUUAACCUGCAAUAGAUUUUCUCAUUUUAUUUGUUCUUUAAUAGAAAAGCACGGAAGAUACAGUUGAGCUGCGCCAUGAGAAAACCAACAUAGUGGGUUUGCGACCAGCAUGGAUCCAGACCAGCCUGCGCAUCCAUGCAGUCUGGUCAGGAUCCAUGCUGUUCGCUUUUAAAGCCUAUUGGAAAUGGAGAAACUGUUGGCGAACAGCAGGCUGGUCUGGAUCCAUGCUGGUCGCAAACCCACAAUGUUGGUUUUCCCAUGGCACGGCUCAUAUUAUGUCAAGCUAGGUCUUGAAAACCUUAUCUUGUACUUAAGGUAUUUUCUUUAAUUUAUUUCAAAGCCAUUACAUCUUUUAUUGAAAUCUAGUUUUAGAACAUAUUUGCUGCUAAAGAUAUUUUAUUAGAUUUCACAUUUGAUAUUAACAUUUCUUGUAAACAGACAUGUAUUGUUAUAUAAUUUUCCUUAAUUUAUUACUUAACACAAUUUAGUUGUUAUAGACAUUGUUUGAAAAAUGUUCCAGACAACAUUGAAGUACCAAAGUAUUUAUUUUCCAUCUGGAAAAGUAGAAUUAUGACCGUUUGCCAAUUUUAUGGUUUAGACUUGUAAUAUUUUUGCAUUUUGCUGUAGGGAUAACGCAUGUUUUCUUCAUAUCUGUUUAGGGCCGUAAUGUGUUUAUGCUUUGCCACAGGAAACGCAUUUAUAAAAAGGUUUUUUAACAGCACGUGAGCACGAGGAUCUCUUUUAACACACGUUUUCCCUCUUGUUUUAACACCCCUGAAAAGUGACAAGGUCAGCAGUUUUAUGCUAUAAUGUAUAAUAAUAAAUCAGAUUGUUUACAAGCACACUGUAAAAAUAAAUAUCCUUCCUGUUUCAAAAAAGAAAUAAAGUGCUGCCGGUUUAAACCAGAUAUUUUACAAAAUUGAAAGUGGUAAAUAAAUGACAAAAUAUAAUUUA